Messenger RNA from Elgaria multicarinata webbii, 1235 nucleotides. It is a transcript of the gene REN, whose product is annotated as renin. The coding region runs from base 1 to 1194 and encodes 397 amino acids. Gene Ontology annotation, molecular function: aspartic-type endopeptidase activity. The transcript has 9 exons. The record is from RefSeq and is a predicted model, not a curated record. Gene Ontology annotation, biological process: angiotensin maturation. NCBI's taxonomy places the organism in Eukaryota, Metazoa, Chordata, Lepidosauria, Squamata, Anguidae.
AUGCAGCGUUGCUGGGCCUUUGCGGCGGUUAUCUGCUUCUUGUGUUUUUCCAGUGACGCCUUCCAAAGGAUUUCACUCAAGAAAAUGCCCUCAAUCCGAGAAACUGUACAGGAGAUGGGCAUGAAAGUGUCCGAUGUCCUCCCUUCCUUGCAACAUGGGAUAUACUAUCUUGGUGAAGGGACUCAGAACAGAACAGCACCAACCAUCCUCACAAACUACCAGGAUGUGCAGUAUUAUGGUGAAAUUGGUAUCGGAACACCAGCUCAGGUCUUCAAAGUUGUCUUUGACACAGGUUCGGCCAACCUUUGGGUGCCAUCCCACCAAUGCUCCCCACUGUUCAGUGCCUGUGUUUCACAUAGCCGCUACGACUCCUCCAAAUCAAGUACAUACAAGCCAAAUGGAACUGAAAUUGCAAUACAAUUUGCCCAUGGAUACAUUAAGGGUUUCCUUAGCCAGGACAUUGUCAGAGUUUCUGACAUCCCUAUUGUCCAGGUGUUUGCAGAAGCCAUAGCACUAGCUAACAACCCUUUCAUCUAUGCCAGGUUUGAUGGGGUGCUUGGGAUGGGAUAUCCCAGCCAGGCCAUCGAUGGUGUUACCCCAGUGUUUGAUAAGAUAAUAUCUGAAAUGGUCUUGACAUCAAAAGUGUUCUCUGUUUACUACAGCAGAAACUCUGAGUUGAACACUGGGGGAGAAAUUAUCCUCGGAGGAAGUGACCCAUCUUACUACACCGGGGACUUCCACUAUGUCAGCAUUAGCAGGGAAGGCUAUUGGCACAUUGGUCUUAAAGGGGUAUCUGUAGGCAGUGAGAUGCUGUUCUGUCAUGAAGGUUGCACAGCAUCUAUAGAUACCGGGACGUCCUUUAUCACUGGCCCAGCCAGUUCUGUGGCUGUUCUGAUGAGAGCCAUAGGGGCUACUUUGGUUGAAGAAAGCACUUAUGUCGUUGAGUGUAAGAAAAUCCAUUUGCUGCCUGAUAUUUCCUUCCAUCUUGGAGACAGAGACUACACACUCAGUGGCUCUGCCUACGUCCUUCAGCCUACCAACUAUGGGAAAGAGCUCUGCGUUGUGGCCUUCUCCGGUAUGGACAUUCCUCCUCCCCUGGGUCCUCUCUGGCUCCUGGGUGCUGCUUUCAUUGGGCAGUACUACACCGAAUUCGACCGACAGAACAAUCGCAUUGGCUUCGCCACAUCUCUCUGACACCAGGAGAGUCCUAUUUUGGAGGAUGCCAACAUUUGAGG